Molecule: messenger RNA, 1620 nt
Organism: Chaetomium strumarium
Lineage: Eukaryota; Fungi; Ascomycota; Sordariomycetes; Sordariales; Chaetomiaceae
Exons: 5
Coding region: 1-1620 (539 amino acids)
Source: RefSeq, a predicted model, not a curated record
AUGACUUCUGUCUGGAGCCGACUAGCCGCUUUCACCACCGCGAUCCUAUGGUUUGCUGUCUGUCGAGCCUUGUGCGUUCCGGGCAGCCGAUCGGAGACAGGGCGUAGCCGCUCCCUUGCAGACAUUGGCUGCUACAGCAUAUGGACAGUUCCUGUCCGCGGCACGAAGCCGCUGUACGGCUUGCAGGAUCGCAUCUUGGACGUGUCGAGGAGAGACUGCCUAGCCAACGGCUCCAACUACUGCUUCGGCAACGAUCCAGGGGAAAUGUGUCUCCUCUACCGGUAUCUCUUCGGAUACCUCGGCCACCUCGAUCGCCUCGAUCACCUCGGUCGCCUCAGUCAGCACAGUAUCGGCAGUUCCUUCUGUAUCCUCGACUGUUUCCAUCUCCUCAGCACCCGCAGUCCCGUCGGCCUCCUCGGUGGCCCCCGUGUUGACAGGCCAAAAAGGGAACCCGUGACCGUGACAUCCACUAUCAUCCAGACCGUCACCCGAAUUGCAACGCAGAGGGCCACCGUUGUGGUAGCUGUGAUUGAACGGUCCACCGUUGUCUCGACGGUCGAAGUCACUGUCUCGAGUGCAGCAACACAGACAAACAUCGUCUGGGUGACAGCAACAGCGACCGCAGUUGUGAAGAGGGCCGUUACCACACCUCAAAACUCGAAUCUAGUUUCUCUAGCCACAAGUGCCUUCGCGGUAAAACCUGCCAGGAGCGCGUUGUCGAAUGGUACAAGCACCGGGAACCCCGACGGUUACGGAACGACCGUGGACAUAACAUCUACUUUCACAGUCACCUCCCACGCACCAUCCGUUGUGACCCUCACCACAACAGCCAGUCUCAUCCCCCCAGCGCCGGCAUCGUCGACCACACCAACGCCCACCUCAUCAGCUUCGACCACCCCUCAACCACACCCAUCUCAAACCCUCUCGACCGGAGCCAUAGCAGGCAUCACAGCAGGCGCCAGCGUCCUCGGUCUUCUUCUCGCCGCCUUCGUGAUCCUCUCCAUCCGGCGCCGCCUCCGCGGUCGUCACCACCACUCUCCCGAACCGCCUCCGUCCCCGGACGCUUACCAAGUUCCCCACUAUGACGAAGACCGGAUGUUCGACAUGCGACAGCCCACAAUACCACAAAUACUCCCCCAUUUCGCAACUACCACCCCAGCGCACCACGCAGCACAGUUCGAGCUGCCGGCGUCAGUAAUAUCCCGGCAGCAAUAUAACGGAAACGAGAACGGCUACCUGAGCGUAAACCAGACCGGUGCUCAGACCCGGCCCAACCAGCACCAGAGGAACGGCUCCGGCUAUACGACCCUCGUCGGCACGCCGUCUCCUACCUCACCGGGGUUCGGGUUCAUGGUCGGGGGGAAGAAGGAGGACCACCAGCACCACCACCACCAGCACGAAACAGACAUUGCAGAGGUGCAGGGGACGACGCCUAAGAACCUGGCAACCCACCGGCCGGAGAGAGCCGAGGUGGAUGGCAAUGGUAUGGGUCCCGUUGGCGCCCGACCUGUGUCUUCCUCCCCGCCGCCUGUGCCGGCUCGGGCACCGGGCCGUCGGGGCCCGAUAGGGGAGCUGGAAGGGGGUAGAACGGCGGCUCGGGAGUUUGCUCGAUGGACUUGA